UUCCAUUCAGAACAGUGUGACAACUAGCCCCGGUGUCCCUGAUUGAUAAACGCAUACUUGGAGAUAAUUGUUUGAAUUUAAUGAAGUUUGAAGCGCGGUGCACGCGCACAGGCGAGCACGCGCUUCCAGAAGUGUGCAGCAUCAUGUGUCGCAUUGAUUCAUCAGUGCAGAUCAGAGAAUGCUGCACAUGCACACGCAGCUGAAGUUCACAGGAAGUCUGUCUGCAAUGCAGCUCUAGCGGUUUGUGAGAGAGCAGCACAUCUCGCUUCUGCCGGACUCCGAGAGCUCGUGAUGGACGGUUCGGACCGGGCAGGACUCGUGCUCGCGCUCGCGCUCGUCGGGGUUCUUCUCUUACAGAUGUCGGUGUCGGCGGAACAGGAGGUGGAGAAUCUGUCCGGACUGUCUGUGAAUCCGGAUCGGGAUAUAUUUGUGGUGCGUGAGAACGGCUCGACGUGUCUGAUGGCGGAGCUCGCGGUGAAAUUCCUCGUUCCGUACGAUGUUCUCGCGCUCAACGGGAUCGACCUGAUCACGGAGCAGGUGUCUCUGUCGGUCCCGCGCGGGGCUCAGAUUGCCGGUAAAUGCGGGACGAGUGAAUCGGAGCUGCACAUCUCGUGGAUUAAUGACGCAUUCAUAUUCCGCAUCUUCUUCUCAAAGGAGAUGAGCAGUGAUGAUAAAGCCAAAGAAACUAAAGUGUGGAAAAUAAACAAGGUUCAGCUGGUUUAUGACACAUCAGAGAAGACACACUUUAUAAACGCUUAUAACCCGGGGAAACACACAGCAAGCACACACCGUCUGUCAGCGCUGGUCACUCCGGCCGGUCACUCAUAUGUGUGUGCCGCUCAACAGACGCUCACGCUGAUCUCCAGCGAUCAUCAGAAGGGAAUCACCGUCUCCAUGUACGACAUCCAGAUCCAACCCUUUGACAUCAACGGAGACUUCAUCUUCAGUGAACCGUAUAAAUGCAUCACAGACGAGCGUGAGCAGUUAGAACAGACGCUGCCGCUGAUUCUGGGUCUGUUUCUGGGUCUGAUCGUCGUCAUCACCAUCUCAGUGUACCACUUCCACCUCAAACUGACCACACAACAGCAAGUGCAGCUGCCCCGGGACCGCUCGCUCUAUAAGAACAUGUGAGCAACACCAGAAC
This is a messenger RNA of Xyrauchen texanus (razorback sucker), 1144 nucleotides long. RefSeq names its product lysosome-associated membrane glycoprotein 5-like. The record is from RefSeq and is a predicted model, not a curated record. The coding region runs from base 292 to 1131 and encodes 279 amino acids. Gene Ontology annotation, cellular component: membrane. The transcript has 6 exons. Lineage: Eukaryota; Metazoa; Chordata; Actinopteri; Cypriniformes; Catostomidae.